Molecule: messenger RNA, 1624 nt
Organism: Esox lucius (northern pike)
Lineage: Eukaryota; Metazoa; Chordata; Actinopteri; Esociformes; Esocidae
Gene: rpp38
Product: ribonuclease P/MRP 38 subunit
Exons: 2
Coding region: 543-1439 (298 amino acids)
Biological process (GO): tRNA 5'-leader removal
Cellular component (GO): nucleolar ribonuclease P complex; fibrillar center; ribonuclease MRP complex
Molecular function (GO): ribonuclease P activity; ribonuclease P RNA binding
Source: RefSeq, a predicted model, not a curated record
AGUGGAGGCAAAUCAAGACAACCUGUUGCAUUCGAGUGUUUCGGACCAUUAAUAAACAGUUGUUUUAUUCGAAAUAAGUCGGGACAACUGAAAACGGACUGAAAUACGAGACUGCCCCGGGAAAAACGUGGUCUGGUCAUCCUACAACUAACGUUUAAUGGAUUGAUUAUUAGAACCUCCUGGGCUAAAGACUGCAGGCUCAGAAGAAAUAUGUAUUGGUGGGAGUAAUUUAGAAACCUGUGGAUUCAAUAGCAAAUCGUAAGAUUUAUAAUCAAUGUUUUUGUGAAGGCAUAUAUACACCUUUAUUUUUUACUGUGUAAUAGCUAAUAUAAAGACAAAUAUAUACACAGCGAAAAAUUAAGACAUCGUUGUUGGGCUGAAUGCGUCAUCAACUUGAGUCUUGGUGCUAAACAAUAUGGCUGCGCCCAUGACAUAGCUGGACAUCCCUUGUUUUCACUGCAUCUACGCCCGUGACUGGAACCUAGUAAAUGCUUUCUUCAUAUUGAGAAGAGUAAUUCCUCCUGUCUUUGCUCCAGAAUAAGAUGGCCACUCAGGGAAAACUUUCGAAAAAAGAGCGGAAGAAGCAGAUCCCAGCUAAGACAUCGUUGAACUCCCCUUACAGCCUGCAAUGGAGCCCGCUGCAGAGAGGUGACAUGCACUUUAUUUUGGAAACUCUGAAAAGUAAACUGUCAGCAACUGGGCUGGAAAAGAAAGAGAUAAAAAGGUUUCGACAGUGGGGGAAAAGGGCAAAUAAGAAACAGCCAACUGGACUUGCAUCAGUAGCUGAGCCUCCACUGACACCCCUUAACACAAAACCGGAACUUUCUGUAAAAAGCAGUGAGCAAGGCUGGACCAAUCUAGACGCUAGGAGACAACUUGCCAUUGGCAUCAAUGAAGUCACCAAGGCUGUGGAGCGGAACCAACUGCGGCUGGUGCUGGUGUGUAAGUCUGUCAAACCACCUCAUAUGACAAACCACCUGAUAGCAUUGUGCCAGACAAGGGGUGUCGCAGCGUGCCAGGUACCGCGGCUCAGCGAGAACGUGGCGGGGCUACUGGGGUUGAGGUGUGUCCUGGCACUGGGAUUCAGACGGGGGAAUGAGGAAGCGAUUUUCUUCGACGCCGUGGAAGCCAUCGUGCCCAGAGUUCCAGCUCUACAGGUUGCGUGGAUGCUGAGGCCUGCCAGUGAGACCAUUGAUACUGAUGAGGGGAAGGUAGCAGAGGAAAAAGAAACGCAUGAUAGAGGGCAGGUAGGAGAGGAAAGAGCUGAGGUGCAAAUGGAGGUGGAUACAGGUGAAGAGUUAAGGGGCCAAAAACGGAAGAUGGAAGGCUUUUCUCCAAAUGUUACAGAAUCUCCAUCCUGCAUACUUCAGCCUCUCAAAGUGAAAAAGAUCAUCCCCAACCCAAAUAAAAAACGGAAACCAAAGGCUAAGAAAAAGUAACAGCUGUUGGAACCAAAUCAGAUGAUGUGAUUUCUUAUAAGUAAUGAAUAUGAUAUUACAUGUGGGUGUGGGCUGCCUUGAUGCUGAUUGGAGAUGGAUCUCUGCAGCCAGCCUACGCAAACUGUGAGGUUGCACAACCGACAUCCCAUGGAGGACACAAAUCAAUAAAUACAGAAAAUAGUAUA